Molecule: messenger RNA, 585 nt
Organism: Aspergillus costaricaensis CBS 115574
Lineage: Eukaryota; Fungi; Ascomycota; Eurotiomycetes; Eurotiales; Aspergillaceae
Product: cytochrome P450
Exons: 2
Coding region: 1-585 (194 amino acids)
Molecular function (GO): oxidoreductase activity, acting on paired donors, with incorporation or reduction of molecular oxygen; heme binding; iron ion binding
Source: RefSeq, a predicted model, not a curated record
AUGAAAAGUGAUACGGUGAGAGGAGUGAUACCAACGAUGAUCUACCAUUUCUUAAAUGAACCAGAGGGUUUGAAGAAACUCAAAGAUGAGCUUACUUCGAUUGAUAUUCGUAACUACAAUGAUUUACAACAGCUGCCAUAUCUCAGCACGUGCAUUUAUGAAAUGCUCCGACUGCAUCCUCCUGUCCCCUCAACGGCUCUUCGACUUGCCCCACCUGGAGGCCUUGUGGUUGCUGGGAAAUUUAUUCCGGAGGGCACCACAAUUGCAACGCUGCAGUACAGUCUAUUCCAAGACCUUAAUUCGUUCUUGAUAAAGGUACAUUUGUGCCCUGGACUACUGGUAUGUGAUAUUUGCUUAUCUCGUCAAGGUUCCUUUUCUAAAUAUGGUCUAGGUCGAUUCUCAUGUCUAGGGAAAAGUAUGAGCUUGAUGGAACUCCGUGUUGCAAUUGCCUUGAUACUUACUAAUUUUAACAUUGACUUUACUCCUGGGGAAUAUGGCUCGCGGAUGAUUGCUGAGAUAAGUGACUGUUUCACCACUGCAGUCGGGCCAAUGCAAGUGGUCAUGAAAGCGCGGACCACGGAGUAG